ACGUACACAAGUAUGGAUGCCCCCAGCAAGUAAAAAUAGAUGAGCCCUUUGUACCUGAGUUUGACCUGUAUGAUAAAGACCAGUAUGUGCGUGCAGUGACAGCCAACAUGAUCAUGUGGGAGGAGAAUGGUAGAAGCUCAUACAAGUACUCACUCACCAUGAGAGAAGCAGGAUGCUUAAAACCUGCUCAAUCAUGGAUAAAGAUGUCUAACAACUUCCUUCUUAGCUUAAACGAGUCCUGGACAAGGGAGAACUACCAGUCAUGUUUUGAGGCCGGUGAUGCAACUAUUAGAGGUGAUCUUGAUGCACAAUACCAAAUUGUUAACAGCACUGGAGGCUCAAGACUCAAGUGGACUUCAGCAGGAUUGUAUGUGUUCAACGUGCGGGUGGUAGACCCCGAAUUCAGCUAUUGUGAUCUGGUCACUCAGUUUGCUGUUCUUGUGCAAGAACCACCCCCAGGAGGAUUUGUAAUCCCCACCUUCUUAGUGUUAGGGUGUUCAUGUGUCAGCAUCUUCAUCAUAUUAAUAGCCAUGUACCUCACUGUUGAGUACUGCAUUGAAUGCACUUAGAGGAUUAUUAAAGAGGCACAAGACAUGUACCUAACUGUUGAGUACUGCAUUGAAUGCACUUAGAGGAUUAUUAAAGAGGCACAAGCCAUAUACCUCA
Molecule: messenger RNA, 666 nt
Organism: Nematostella vectensis (starlet sea anemone)
Lineage: Eukaryota; Metazoa; Cnidaria; Anthozoa; Actiniaria; Edwardsiidae
Product: cation channel sperm-associated auxiliary subunit epsilon-like
Exons: 5
Coding region: 108-569 (153 amino acids)
Biological process (GO): sperm capacitation; flagellated sperm motility
Cellular component (GO): CatSper complex; sperm principal piece
Source: RefSeq, a predicted model, not a curated record